CGGCCGGCAGGGGGAUCGCCGCCGCCGCCGCCUCCGGGAGCGGGCCGAGGGGAGCCGGCCGGGAGCGGGGCCGGGCCGGAGCGGGCCGCAGAUUUUGUGUUCCCCUCGUGCUGGCUGCUCUCCCCACCAUGGCUGCUGGUGAAGAGUUCCCCCCUGCCCUGCAGGACGCGUGGGGGGACUUCUGGCUCUUCCGUUUCUUCGUUAAUGCUGCUGGCUACGCGAGUAUUGUGGUGCCAGGAUUCCUCCUCAUCCAGUACUUCAAGAGAAGGAACUACCUGGAGACAGGCCGAGGCAUUUGCUUCCCUGUCAUCAAGUCAUGCGUGUUCGGCUCCGAGGUGAAGUCUGUACACCCGGACGAUGGCUCCCUGCCGCCCCGAGCAGAGCCCACGGAGUCCUCUACAGCCCGACAGGUCCUGAAGCUGCUCUUCUGUGCUGCUGGUCUGCAGGCCUCCUACCUCACGUGGGGCGUCCUCCAGGAGCGCGUGAUGACGAGGACGUACGGUGCCACCGAAACGGACCCCGGUGAGAAGUUCAAGGACUCCCAGUUCCUCGUGUUCAUGAACCGCAUCCUGGCCUUCACGGUGGCCGGGCUGUACUGCGCCCUGACCAAGCAGCCGCGCCACGGGGCUCCCAUGUACAAGUACUCCUUCGCCUCCCUCUCCAACAUCCUCAGCAGCUGGUGCCAGUACGAGGCGCUCAAAUACAUCAGCUUCCCCACCCAAGUGCUGGCCAAGGCCUCCAAGGUGAUCCCAGUGAUGAUGAUGGGUAAACUGGUGUCCCGCAAGAGUUACGAGUACUGGGAGUACCUGACGGCUGCCCUCAUCUCCGUGGGGGUCAGCAUGUUCCUGCUCUCCAGCGCUCCCAACCGGCACGCCUCCACCGUCACCACUUUCUCGGGCGUAGUGCUCCUGGCCGGCUACAUCAUCUUCGACAGCUUCACCUCCAACUGGCAGGACGCCCUCUUCACCUACAAGAUGUCCCCCGUGCAGAUGAUGUUCGGCGUCAACGUCUUCUCCUGCCUCUUCACGGUGGGCUCGCUGCUGGAGCAGGGCGCCCUGCUGGAGUCGCUGCGCUUCAUGGCUCGCCACUCGGAGUUCACGGCCCACGCCGUGCUGCUGUCGGUGUGCUCCGCCUGCGGCCAGCUCUUCAUCUUCUACACCAUCAACCAGUUCGGCGCGGCCGUCUUCACCAUCAUCAUGACGCUCCGCCAGGCCUUCGCCAUCCUCCUCUCCUGCCUCAUCUACGGGCACACCGUCACCGUCGUGGGCGGGCUGGGCGUAGCCGUCGUCUUCGUGGCGCUCUUCCUCCGCGUCUACGCCCGCAGCCGCAUGAAGAAGCGCAGCAAGAAGCUGCCACCCGGCGAGACCCCCGCGCAGAAGGUCUAGGGAGCUGGGGCCGCGGCCUCCGAGCUGCGCCUGCUGUCCUGCCUCUGCUGGGGGGCACUCGCUUGAUUUCUCGGACCCCGCCGAGGAGCAGGGUGGGGUACGGGUAGGCUGGACCAGUGACUCGCUUUUCCAACUGCUUUUCCUGGGGAAGGGGCUGCAGCGAGCCCAGGCUGCCACAGCUCCAAACCUUUCUCUUUGCCUUAACGGGUCAGAGGCUUCCAGCCGAGGCACAGGCUCACCCCCGGGGGAAAACCAGCGUGGAACUGCCGGUGCGCCUGCCCCGCUUGCGCCUCGUGGCUUCCCUCGCAGGUCACUGAUUGAACAAGGGAGCUCUUUUCCCGGCCCUCUCUUGCCUGCGGCUGACACAUCUCCGUUUCUGUCACUACUACAGAGCUCAGCAGGAGGAAGAAAAACACUAGCUCUGUCUUUGAAACACCUCUACAACGAGGGAAGCGCCGAGCUGAGCCUGUGCCAGGGCUGGGAGCAGUAGGACGGAAGCUCCCAGCCCCUCCAGCCCCCCUUCCCAGGAGGUGCUCCAGGUGGGACAGGCAGGGCUGUGAGGCAGCCUGUCCUACCCCAGGCCUGGGAUCUGCUCUGGGAGAGCUGGAGUCGAAGCCAGGGCCUCCGUUUGGGUUCGUCAGCCCCUCGCCCCAGCUCCAAGUCACUUUUCUUCAUGCCUCCCAGUCCGGGCUGAUGUUUCUGCAGACGGAGGCCGGCCGGCGCAGCUCCCGAGGCUCGCCGAGUUGCUGUAGGUUACUUUUCGGUUACAGCCGCUGCUGUUACAGGCCAAAGGCCGCAGCGCCCAGAACCCCAGCGUCACCUCCAGGCUGGCUCAGUGCAGUGGUUUCUGGGCUGUGUAGUUGCCAUUCAGAGAAGCACAACCACCACCCUCUUCAUUUUUUUUUUCCCCUCCCCCUGCCAGCUGGAGGCAGCUUUGACCCCAACUUUCUUGGGGGUCUUGCCAGAGCCCCCCCCAGUGCCUGGAGGCCUGCGGGAUGGGGCAGGCAGAGCCCGCUGCGCUGCGGUGCCUUGUCCCCGCUCCGCGGGCGAUGGAGCACGCGGGCACCAGCAGCAGGGGAAGGGGCGGGGGGGGCCGCUCCCACCGCUCUUCCCCAGGAGCCCGGCUUUUACUGGCUGACCCUGUUCCUCCCCACGCGACCUGGCUGACAAGCCAGCAGGUUUUGGUACUUUUGAAAGGCAACUUUUUUCUCUAUUUUAUUAAAUUAAAGAUAUGCUGCAUAUAGUA
This is a messenger RNA of Cygnus olor (mute swan), 2631 nucleotides long. It is a transcript of the gene SLC35B2, whose product is annotated as solute carrier family 35 member B2. The transcript has 4 exons. Lineage: Eukaryota; Metazoa; Chordata; Aves; Anseriformes; Anatidae. Gene Ontology annotation, biological process: transmembrane transport. Bases 129 to 1385 code for a protein of 418 amino acids. The record is from RefSeq and is a predicted model, not a curated record. Gene Ontology annotation, cellular component: endoplasmic reticulum membrane; Golgi membrane. Gene Ontology annotation, molecular function: 3'-phosphoadenosine 5'-phosphosulfate transmembrane transporter activity.